AUGGCCGGUCCCGUAAGACAACCUGUUGACCUCCAAGCUUUGGAGAAAUAUAUAGAAGAGCAUGUACCGGAGAUCAAGACCCCUAUUGAUAUUAAACAGUUCGGAUUCGGUCAAUCAAAUCCAACAUACCAACUCCUCGCAUCCAAUGGCCAAAAAUAUGUAAUGCGCAAGAAACCACCCGGAAAGCUUGUCUCGAAGACUGCACAUCAAGUCGAACGCGAAUAUCGCGUUAUUCAUGCAUUGGAGAAAACAAAUGUACCAGUUCCAAAAGCUUAUUGUUUAUGUGAGGACGAAGGAGUAAUUGGCACACCGUUUUAUAUUAUGGAAUUUUUGGAUGGACGAAUUAUUGAAGAUCCAGGAAUUCCGGGAGUGGGAGAGGAGGAGAGGAGGGAGAUGUGGCACGAUGCGAUUCGCACCCUAGCCAAACUCCAUCGCGUUGAUAUAUCAAAAGCAGGACUUACAAGUUUUGGUAAACCAGUGGGAUUUUACGAUCGUCAAAUCAAAACUUUUGGCACGAUAAGUGUGGCUCAAGCUUCGACAGUUGAUAUUGAGACGAAGGAGCCAGUCGGUCAGAUACCACAUAUUGAGGAGAUAUUAGGGUUUUUCGGAGAUAAGAAAUACCAGCCGAAGGAUAGAGGGACCUUGAUUCAUGGGGAUUAUAAGAUCGAUAAUUUAGUUUUUCACAAAACGGAGCCAAGAGUUAUUGGAAUUCUGGACUGGGAAAUGUCCACAAUCGGGCACCCUCUUUCUGAUAUAAUAAAUAUUCUCUCUCCUUAUGCCGUCCGCAACGAGAAGAAAUUCGCAUCCCUUCCACAAUUUCAAGAAGAAAACUUACCCGGUCUGCCCUCGCAAUCAGAUUUAAUUUCCUGCUAUCGAGAAACAGCGGAUUGGGACCCAGAACCUGAUUUGCCCUGGGGAGUGGCAUUUGGCUUCUUCAGAAAUACAUGUAUUUAUCAGGGCAUAGCUGCUAGAUGGGCGAUGAGACAGGCGAGUAGCACGAAGGCAAAGGUCCAUGGGCAGGCGAUGUGGCCCAUGGGAGAAUUGUGUUGGAAGUUUGUGGGAUUGGCGAAGAAGGUAAAGGAAGAGAGAGAGAAGGCGAAGUUGUAG
This is a messenger RNA of Sclerotinia sclerotiorum 1980 UF-70, 1107 nucleotides long. RefSeq lists its product as hypothetical. The record is from RefSeq and is a predicted model, not a curated record. NCBI's taxonomy places the organism in Eukaryota, Fungi, Ascomycota, Leotiomycetes, Helotiales, Sclerotiniaceae. The transcript is spliced from 4 exons. The coding region runs from base 1 to 1107 and encodes 368 amino acids.